Cokeromyces recurvatus is the source of this 1182-nucleotide messenger RNA. RefSeq lists its product as uncharacterized. The transcript has 5 exons. Gene Ontology annotation, molecular function: zinc ion binding; nucleic acid binding. The record is from RefSeq and is a predicted model, not a curated record. Bases 1 to 1074 code for a protein of 357 amino acids. Lineage: Eukaryota; Fungi; Mucoromycota; Mucoromycetes; Mucorales; Mucoraceae.
AUGGAUCCAACCGUCAAUACCGAUCCUCCUUUUACAUCACUUUUGAAUCCUUCGAAUUCCAACCUGGAAAUGAAGGUUGUUCAUAUUAAACUUUGGUGUCACACCCGAGCUGAUGGUGCUUGUCUUUCAGACAUCUCAAAAGUACCAAACAUCUCUGUCGAAGAUCAUCUCGAUCAGAUCGCUGAUCUCUACGGAGGGACAAAAAACCUCUAUGGUACUAAAUUUACUGGUCGUCAGAAUACACAAUAUAUUGAAGUGUAUCCUAAAACUGAAAUUAAGAACGAUUUUCUCUCUAACGGUGUGCUGUAUGAAAAGUUUAACAUUAGACUUCUCCCAUUUGGUCCAACUGAUGUAAUUUUAGAUAAUCUUAGAACUACUUUAGAAAGACAUGAUAAAGUUUUGGACGUAUCAUUAAAUUAUGAUACCCGCAAAAGUUGGUUUUUGAGUUCUGGAAGGAUGGUGAAUAUUGUUAUACUACAUUUCCUGAUAUGCCGACAUGGUGUUGAUACCGUCACGGUGAUGGUCAUACCAAAUACGAAUGUAAAAAAAGUCUUGGAUUGCACAUUAUGUUAUUCUUGUGAUCGAUAUGGACAUAAGUCCGCUGAUUGUGACAAUCCCAAGUCUAAGACGGCUACCACUAUUGAAAAUGAUAAUAUGUCAACUAGUGAUGAGUGUUAUAUUCCAGGGGAUGAAGAUGAAGAGGAUUCUGAUGCCUUCAUGGAUUAUGUUAGUAACGAUAUCCAGUUCCAAGCUCAACAAACAUUUUGGACUCCCACACUGUGGGGGGGUUUUAAUUAUGAUCUCGAAUGGGAUAUUAUUAGCAGCAAAGGAUUAUACGAAACCUCAAAAGAUUGGAUCACCUUUCUCAAUGACCUGUUUAUCAAUGCCAUGUUAUAUAACAGCUUGAAUACUAUCCCUAUUUUUCAACGUUCCCAUAGAGUCUUGUCGACUAUUGAUUAUAUAUAUUAUGGUUCAUCUUUACAUAAGCUGAUCACUAAUACCUCUAUAGACUUUAUUAAUCCACAAUGGCCAGAUCAUACUUUUCUUUAUACUCAGCCUCAGCCAGCUGGGUGAGUCAAAAAUGGGCCCAGGUCCGUGGAGAGGGAAUCCAGCUUAUGCGUCCAACAAAAACUUCCUAUACAACUUGUCAGCACGACUUUGGAAAGUGUUGAAACAAGACAG